AUGUCUGGCGGAUCCAUCUUGCUCUAUAUCAUGAGGCGAGACCUCAGAACCUCCGACAAUCCCAUCCUGCACAGACUAUCCACUGCCGAGCAUGGUUUCACCCAUCUGCUGCCAGUUUACAUCCUGCCACCCGAUCAGAUGGAAGUUUCUGGUCUCGUCAAGGAUGGCAAGACGAGCCCAUACCCCCCCGCCAGAUUCCAUCUCUCGCAGCGUUGGAAGUGCGGCCAUCUCCGCGCAAAAUUCAUCGCAGAGUCUCUAUGGGACUUGAAGGGAAAUCUUGAGAAUCUGGGCAGCGGACUUGUCAUCCGCGUUGGUGCUUUUGACGGCGUCUUGAGCGGCAUAAUCCAGCACUACGCCGCCAACCAACAUGGCCCACAGGUGACGGCUGUGUGGAUGACCGAGGAUUAUUCGCCCGACCAACAAGGGGAAGAAGAAGCUGUCUCUGCUAUAUGUGACGCACACGCCAUCGAAUUCCUUCGGCUUUAUGAUGUGAAGUAUCUUCUGCACGACAUCCAGCUACCCGAAAUCGAGACUGGUAUCGACCGCUUGCCUGAUUCCUUUGAUCUCUUCUGGCGAGCCCUGAAAACCAAAGCUGAAAACCCUCUCGAUCCUGUCCCUCUCGUUACACGCUCUUCUCUGCCCUCUUUCCCGGAUCAUGCAUCUCUUCCUCCCCAAGAGUCCCCGUUUGAGAUUCCCGACACACUCGAGGGACUCAUUCAAAAAUUGCAGAGUCCUGUGCAGCUCCCAAUGGUCCAUCUGGAUAGACCCGAGCUUCGAGAUGCUGCAAUGCCGCAAGCGUUGCUCGGUGGGGAAACCCGUGGCCAACAGCGGGUUCGCUACAUUAUCAAAAAAGGGAUUGCGUCUUCAUACCAUCUCUUGUUGGAUGAUGUCCAUGUGGGCGAUGGCGAUCAUGGGCUUCAGCCCUACCUAGCUCUUGGAUGCAUUACGGCUCGGCAAGUCCAUCAAGAGCUUCUGAAGCUCGAAUGCGGCACGGACCCUGGUUUGGCUCAAACUAUGGGCUUCGGUAGAGGCCGUAGCGCUGGAACAAGAAGCAUCCGAUACCAUCUGCUGGUGUUAAACUUUAUUCGUCUUAGCAUCAUCAAGCAUGGCAGCGAGCUGCAUAACCUUGAAGGUGCUGGCAAGGGCAAAAACCCACUCAGAACGUGGAAGUCAUCCGUUAUACGAGAUCUUGAUAGACCCGGUCAAGCUAUCGACAAUGCCAUCAGCAUGACCCAGUUCCUGAUGGGACUCACGGGAUUUGGCCUCAUCGACGCCAUCAUGCGGCAGCUUUACGUUACAGGCCAAGUGACGGCCCGUGGAGAGGAGGUUGCACUAGGCUUCUUCGCCUUGUAUGCAGGCUUCGACUGGCGCUACGGUGCAGAAUACAUGUCGUCGCUCUCCACUGUCCACGAUCCAUUUUUUUAUUUCUAUAGCUCGCAAAACUACGCCGGUGUUGGCCCCAGCUACAAGGCCAAAGGUUCUAUAAUCUCUCUCGCCGAAGUAACCCGGAACGUCGACCCCGACGGCACCUUUAUCCGAAGGUGGAUGCCAGAGCUGCGAGGCCUUCCGAGAAGGAAGAACGUUUAUCGAGUGAGCACCACCGCAUCUUCGCUGUUGCAGCGGUAUGGGCUGGCAUCUAGCAUCAUGGUGACUCAUGAAGUGCCAUGCGCUCUGGAGGCUGGCCCUACCAUGGAGAUACCCAACGCGAGUAGAGCUCAGAUAGAAAAUGCCGUGGCUUCAGCUCCAAGGGAGCAUAGACCUUUCCAUACUGCGGCGGGCAUUUCAACUGAAGCUAUCGGAGGGGGAGGCGAGUUCGAACAACUUGGGAUCAGAUCCGAGUUUGGGAACCAGAUUCUUCUCGAAGCGCCACUGGCGCUUGCAGAGCCAAAUGAAGCGCCUCAAGGACCACCUUCUGGGUCACGAGGCCCGUCUUUACCUUUUCGUUCGGCUAAGACACAGGUGGCGUCGACGACAGAGGCACCUGCGCUACCAGAGGAAGCAACUGUGCGUUCGAACAUGACGGGCCUUGAAUGGAUAAACCCAUUGGCCCUUCAUCCGGUACAUCUUCCACAGAGACCCCCAGAACAGCUUUCAUUCCAUCCACUGCAUAUUCCGGCCUCCCAGCCAAGCAAUCAAAGCCACAAUCCAACUGCAUUACCGCCCUUCCGUCCACAAUCUCAGCUUCCUCUUCUGCCAGCUCCUGCUGAUACAUACUUUCUGCCAUUUCGGCAGCGGACCGGGAGUGGGAGUGCGAGUCCAGCUCGCCAAUUGCCUUCUCUACCAGCAGCGCCAUCGCCGCCGCCGCCGCCAACUCUAUCUUCUGCAGUUCCCCACCUCUCCAAUACACCUCAGGUGCCACUUCCACAAGAGGAUACCCCGAGAGAGUCCAUUGAGGAUCCCCAGCCUCCAGUGACCCCUGUGCGCCGAAGCUCUCGGAGGCUUCGACCAAGAAUUGCUGUGAUACCACAUCCGGCACUUGCAGGGUUUCUACCUGUUGUUGCUGAACCGGACAUUAUACGCUAUUAUAUCGGACAGUUGAGGCAAACCCGGCUUCGGGGGAGUUCAAACUAUACGUUUAUUGAUCUCCCUUUCCUCGACAGCAACCGGAUACAUAUCAUAUCUUGUCCUCGUGGAGUUGUGCCGCUCCGAGGCGACCCUGACUUUGACCUCUUGCGAGAACCACUUGCUUCUGCCCCGGAGGAUGUUGAUUUGGAGGCCCUCGAUGAGCUCAUUGACGAGGUUGAUGACGAUGAAGUUGCUGUUCACGGUCCUCGCUUUGAGCAUAGCCCCAGAGGCUCAGUGGUUUUGCGCCCCUAUCGCGGGCGGCGUCAACCUUCUCGAUUCAACUCUCGUUAUCGUUGA
Messenger RNA from Trichoderma atroviride IMI 206040, 2862 nucleotides. RefSeq lists its product as uncharacterized. The record is from RefSeq and is a predicted model, not a curated record. Lineage: Eukaryota; Fungi; Ascomycota; Sordariomycetes; Hypocreales; Hypocreaceae. Gene Ontology annotation, molecular function: FAD binding; deoxyribodipyrimidine photo-lyase activity; damaged DNA binding. Gene Ontology annotation, biological process: photoreactive repair.